This is a messenger RNA of Funneliformis geosporum, 379 nucleotides long. Lineage: Eukaryota; Fungi; Glomeromycota; Glomeromycetes; Glomerales; Glomeraceae. The record is from the annotation of a GenBank genome assembly.
AUGGAACUUAAUAAUAUUGAAGACAAUGCUAAUAUUAGUGAUUCUGCUCAAACUAAUAAUACAGUUGGUAUAGAAACAAGUAAAAGAAAGAAAAGAAGAGUUUUAGCUGAAGAUAAAACAGAUAUAUGGCGUUAUUUUAAUAAACUUGAUUCACCAAAACCUAAACACAAAAAAGGUUCUUGUAAUGUAGUAAUUAAAACAAGCAAAGAUGUAAAAAUAUGUGGACAUAUAAUUAAUACAGAUAGAUCAACUGGUAAUUUUUGGUCUCAUUUAGAAGCUCAUCAUAAUAUAUUUAGAUUUGAAAAAGAAAGUAAUAAUAAUCCUAUUCAAACAAAAAUUAAUGCAAUGUUUCAAAAACAGUGGGCAAAAAAUCCUAAGC